Aspergillus candidus is the source of this 594-nucleotide messenger RNA. RefSeq lists its product as uncharacterized. Bases 176 to 544 code for a protein of 122 amino acids. The record is from RefSeq and is a predicted model, not a curated record. The transcript has 2 exons. Lineage: Eukaryota; Fungi; Ascomycota; Eurotiomycetes; Eurotiales; Aspergillaceae.
UUCUUCUCGUCCCUGCUUCUAGUAAUGACGCUGUCUUGGCUGUUUUUUUUUCCCCCUCUCUAUUUUUGCGUGUUUCCGCUCUGGGUGGGCCGAGGAAAAUAAAACGGAUGUUCUCUCUGUUUCUUUCCUCCCCUUUUCCACCGGACUAAUAUUCCCUUGGGGGCGUGACUAGGAGAUGUGCUGGAACACGGGGGCUACCACCGGACAGGUGACGCGCUUUGCCUGUCUGUGCGGUCUGGACCUUGAUCUGCAAGAGGAGGGGGGUGUUUUCCAUGUUCUUGCCUCAUGUCCACCUUUCACUUCUUGUUAUGUACUUUUGCCUACGCUAUACCUUUGUUCCGCUGGUUUCCUAUUCCCCAUUGUGACCUAUUACCCUUACCCGAGUAUUUUCUCGACUUGUGUCCGUUAUCUUCUGUGCACCUGUUUUGUCCUUUUUUUUUUAUUACUCAUUUUAGUGAACUCGCCCACCCGCCGACUAUCUUUUCUGGAUGUGACUUUCCUUUUUUUCUUAUUUCUUUAUUUUCCUCUCCGCAGUCUGUGUUAGUCAAUUCAAAAUUUGUUCUACCGAAAUUCUAUAAAAAAAAAUUGGUCGAC